Molecule: messenger RNA, 1544 nt
Organism: Cutaneotrichosporon oleaginosum
Lineage: Eukaryota; Fungi; Basidiomycota; Tremellomycetes; Trichosporonales; Trichosporonaceae
Biological process (GO): fatty acid beta-oxidation using acyl-CoA dehydrogenase
Cellular component (GO): mitochondrion
Molecular function (GO): flavin adenine dinucleotide binding; electron transfer activity
Source: RefSeq, a predicted model, not a curated record
CGCCAGCGCCAGCUUGUUGCCAACCGAAAGCCGAGCCCUCGGAGGCAUCGCGUGUUCCCCUCAUCUUCCAACUCGUCUCUUUCAGAGCUCUCUCUCUCUCUUUCUUGUCUCUUCCGCGUCUGCCUCUCCCUCUCCUCUCCUCUCCUCUCCUCUCCUCGCCACCAUGCUCGCCCGCAACGUCCUCCGCACCGCCCGCGCCUCCCGCUUCUCCACCGCCCCCGGCCGCUUCGCCUCCUCCCUCGUCUUCCUGGAGCAGAAGGGCGGCAAGCUCAACGACCAGGCCCUCACCGCCGUCACUGCCGCCAAGGCCGUCGGUGGCGACAUCGCCGGCAUCGUCAUCGGCUCGUCCGCCGACGUCGCCAAGGCCGUCGAGGAGGCCAAGGGCAUCGAGGGUCUCUCCAAGAUCUACUCGUCGGCCUCGGACGCCUACGCCAACAACGUCGCCGAGAACGUCGCUCCCCUCCUUGCCAAGGUGAUCCCCGACAAGUUGAUCUCGCACCUCUUCGGCGCCCACACCGCGGCCGCCAAGAACAUCUUCCCCCGUCUUGCCGGUCUCCUUGAGGUCUCCCAGAUCUCGGACAUCACCGCCGUCAAGGGCGAGGACACCUUCCAGCGCCCCAUCUACGCUGGUAACGCCAUCCUCACCCUCAAGUCGUCGGACAAGGACAAGUACAAGAUCAUCACUGUUCGCGGCACCGCCUUUGACAAGGCCAAGAAGGAGGGUGGCUCGGCUGCCGUUGAGGAGGUCGCUGCCACCGACGCUUCGUCGCCGACCAAGUUCGUCAGCGAGGAGAUUGUCGUCUCGUCCCGCCCCGACCUCGCCUCGGCCGCCAAGGUCGUCUCCGGUGGCCGUGCCCUCAAGUCGCAGGAGAACUUUGAGAAGGUCCUUGACCCUCUGGCCGACGCGCUCGGCGCCGCUGUCGGUGCCUCGCGUGCCGCCGUCGACGCCGGCUACGCCGACAACUCGCUCCAGGUCGGCCAGACCGGCAAGGUCGUCGCCCCCGAGCUCUACAUUGCCAUCGGUAUCUCGGGUGCCAUCCAGCACCUUGCCGGCAUGAAGGACUCGAAGCUCAUUGUUGCCAUCAACAAGGACGCCGACGCUCCUAUUUUCCAGGUCGCCGACGUCGGUCUCGUUGCCGACCUCUUCGACGCCGUGCCCGAGCUCGUUAAGGAGCUCGGCGGCAAGUAAAAGUGUCGCAGCAUAGGACACGGUAGGCGUGCAUUGAAUGCAUCGAGGUAGCAGUUCGGGGGUAGCGGGGUGGUGUACUCGUCCCUCACUGAUUGGCGCGCGAGUGGUUGUGUGUGACAGCCGUUUUAAGCUGUCGCAGACUGGAGACGAAGAUGAGAGCAGCUCUCGGCAUGAAAGUGACAAUCAUUGCGAAAUUCCGUUGAGUGGUGCUGGGCAUGGCCAGUUGACGCACAUUGUGGGCCGAUGUCCCGAUGGCGGCCAAGGGCGAGACCGAAUGGUGCCUCCUGUGAUCUGGGCGCGGACUGUCUGCUGCGCGUCCCACCCCAAAGAUUAAGCAUCUCAUAUCUGUCUCUCC